CAUUCAAAAUCUGCCCGUUACUGCCACCUAUAUAUACCUCUCUCCUCUUAUCCUCCUUCCACAUCACUCAAUCACACCCACUUCUUCUUCUUCUUCUUCUUCCCUUUCAAACAUGUCCACAUUCAUCUCUUUUCACUGCUUCCUUCCUCUCUUCUUCCUUAUCUCUCUCUUUCACCUUUCCUUAGCGGCUAGGAAGCUCGAUGACCAGUCUCGGCUCCUCCGUUACCACAAUGGUCCUUUGCUCUAUGGCAAAAUCGCCGUCAACCUCAUCUGGUAUGGCCGCUUCAAACCCUCUCAAAAAGCCAUUAUAGCCGAUUUCGUUACCUCGCUCUCGUCUCCUGUCACUCCAAACAACCAACCAUCUGUUACCACGUGGUGGAAAACCACCGAGAAGUACUACCACCUGAGCCCCAAGAAGGCUUCUUCUCUCUCCUUAUCGCUUGGUGAUCAGAUCCUCGACGAAAGUUACUCGCUGGGAAAGUCACUGACAAACAAGCAUCUUGUCGAGCUGGCUUCCAAAGGGGGGCAGAGGAACGCCAUCAACGUUGUCUUGACAUCCGCCGACGUGGCUGUUGAAGGUUUCUGUAUGAGCCGAUGUGGCACUCACGGGUCUGCCGCUUCCGCGGGUCACGUGAAGGGUGGCAAGAACUAUAAGUUCGCAUACAUAUGGGUCGGAAACUCCGAAACCCAAUGCCCGGGUCAAUGCGCGUGGCCCUUCCACCAGCCAAUUUAUGGGCCUCAGAAUCCACCUUUGAUUGCUCCUAACAACGAUGUGGGAGUUGACGGUAUGGUCAUCAACUUCGCUAGCCUCCUGGCUGGAACCGCCACCAACCCUUUCGGAAACGGCUACUUCCAGGGUCCGGCCGAGGCCCCGCUCGAAGCUUCGUCUGCGUGUCCCGGUGUUUACGGUAAAGGGGCCUACCCUGGCUACGCUGGGGACUUGCUGGUUGAUCCUACAACCGGUGCCAGCUACAAUGUGAAUGGUGCUAAUGCGAGGAAGUAUCUUGUUCCUGCUCUGUAUGAUCCUUCAACAUCCUCUUGUUCGACUCCCGUGUGAGGAGGAUCGCGAUGAUGAUCCAUGGCUGCCACUUCUAUGACACACGGAUUAGGAGGUUGUACAAAUCUUCAAAUAAACAAAUUUGUAGGACUAUUUCAUUUAUUUGUUUAUAUCUUCUGGAUAUGUACGCAGGACUAUGUAGUAGAAAAACAAAUGUUCUUCCAUUUGUUUCUUUUAAUCUUAAAAUUAAGAGUAUUGCUCUGGA
Molecule: messenger RNA, 1262 nt
Organism: Vigna umbellata (rice bean)
Lineage: Eukaryota; Viridiplantae; Streptophyta; Magnoliopsida; Fabales; Fabaceae
Product: protein PHOSPHATE-INDUCED 1-like
Source: RefSeq, a predicted model, not a curated record